Molecule: messenger RNA, 2929 nt
Organism: Mytilus trossulus (common blue mussel)
Lineage: Eukaryota; Metazoa; Mollusca; Bivalvia; Mytilida; Mytilidae
Exons: 5
Coding region: 393-1874 (493 amino acids)
Biological process (GO): DNA integration
Molecular function (GO): nucleic acid binding
Source: RefSeq, a predicted model, not a curated record
GGGAACCACAUUAAUGAGAUAAUCACAGAUUAUCGGCGACAAUGAUAGAUUAUCGGUCGACCAUUAUAGAUGUACGGCGUAAAGUAUACUUUACGGUUGUAAAUGCAUUUACGAAAUUAUCGUCGACAAUCUAUCAUUAUCUAUCAUAAAUGCAUUAACGAUCGACAAUCUAUGAUAGAUUAAAGCGAGAACCACAUUAUUGGAUAAGAACAGUUUAACGGCGAUUCGUAAAUACAUUUACGCCUUGUUUUCAGUAGCAAUUCAUAUGUACCCAAUCACAAUGCGUUAUCGUCCAUGCUAAUUAAUUCGGACCAAUCAUAUCCAUCGAUACAAAUCACAACACAAUUCGGCCGCCAUUUACAAACAAACUGCGGGUACCCACAAACUGCAAAAUGGAUCGUCUAGCUCGUUCUCAUCAACCAUCAAUUGACAGUGUGUUAGAGCGCGUCUCAACAGUCCUUCUUCAAACACAAAGAAAAGCUCAAUGUGGGACACUAGAUGCUGCCAGCACAGAUAAAGAGCUUUCAGAAUUAAUAACAAAUCUAUCACGAAUAGAAGGCAGUGGGACCAACAUUCCAGAAGAUUUGAUAAAAAAGUCAAUACAGUCAAUAAAUGAUCUAAAGCAGAAUCUUCCAAAUCUGAUACCAGAACAAGACCUUAUUAACAGAUAUGACCAGACAAAUCCAAACCCUCAUGGAAAAGGAAGACACCAGUUAGAUAUUGAUGUAAAUAAGCUUCAGCAAUUGAUGUCUUUGGGAUUUACAGUGAAGAAGAUUGCAGAAAAUGGUUUGCUUGGCGGAAAAAUUCAUCCAAACACACUGUACAAGCUAUUGAAGGAGCAUGAUCUUCAAGUAAGGUCAUCAUAUAGUACCAUUACUGAUGAUCAACUGGAAGAGAAAGUGGCAGAAUACAACAGAGAACAUCCAAAUGCAGGUGCCAUGGAGGUCCAUUCUUAUCUGAAAACCCAAGGCAUUUCCAUACAACGUGACCGGUGCCGAGCAGUGUUAACUAGAGUAGAUUCAGCAGGUGCGGCAAAAAGGUGGUCAUGUACUAUUCAGCGUAGACAGUAUAAAGUACCCACAGCAAAUUCUAUUUGGCAUCUUGAUACCCAUCAUUCUUUGGGCAGAUGGGGAAUUGUAGUUCAUGGUGGAAUUGAUGGUCAUUCCAGACUGAUGCCUUUUCUACGAGCUUCGACAUUCAACACAGCCAAGGCUGCAGCAUGUUUUUUUGUACAAGGUGUGAACCAGUUUGGUUUACCAAGCAGAGUAAGAGCAGACCAUGGAACAGAAUAUGUUGACAUUGGCCGAUUUAUGAUUGCUGUGAAUGGAGAAGAAAGGGGUAGUUUCAUCACUGGUCCAUCUGUCCAUAACCAGCGGAUCGAGAGACAAUGGAGGGAUGUGUUUUGCAAAGUCCUUGACACAUACUACAAACUGUUCUGUUUGAUGGAGGAGCACAAACUGUUAAAUAUAACUAACAAUGUACAUAGAUGGAUCCUUCAUUAUGUUUUCCUGCCACGAAUUGAUUUGGCACUAAGAGAAUGGACAGAAACUCAUAACAAUCAUAAAGUGAGGACUGAACACAACCAGUCACCUAACAUGAUGUGGUUUCAAUCUUUACUACUAAGUGAUCCAGAAAAACACACAGGGGUCCGUAACAUUGAACAACCUCCACAAGAAAGAAUCCAGCAAACCAUGCAGAACCUAAACAUUGACUUUCAGGACGAACAAUAUUUACAUCCAAGAGAUCCAUGUCCAUUCUCUGUAGAAAGUUUAGCAAAUCUUCACCAAAGUAUAGAUCUCAAACGCCAUUCCCUAUCACAUGGCAUGGAUAUAUAUGGGGAAGUUUUGCAGCUUGUCAGUAAUCAAACCAAUUGAAUAUCAUUUAAUGUACAUUGAAAUAUUGCAUGACAUGUUAUAUACCCUUUUACCCUUUGGGCAUGUUCAAUAAGAGAUGAAAUUUGUUGUCAUGACUGCCUUCAUGGCCUUGUGUUAUUACUUUUAGGAUUUCAUAAUACACUGUAGAAAAUUUCAUUUUAUUUUUGCUAAGUAGAGUGGUAUUACAUGAUAAAAUAGAAACAUUAAGCAUUAUACAUGUAAUAGAAAAUGCUAUUUGAGUGAAAUAUUUGGAUUUGUAUGAAAAUGUUUAAACAAGGCAUUACAUUUUCAUGUAUUAAGUUGUCUCUAUUAUCUUUUGACUCUUGCCAGUUUUAUGUAAAUACUUUUCUAAGAUGUAUCAAUUAUCAUAUUUCAAUCGAUUUAUUUAUACUGCCCUUCAUUUACUGCAUGUUCCCCCAUGAACAACAAGAUGCUACAUGUAUCUUGAUUUAAAAUAAUGCAGGAGUGAAAACAUGUGUAUUUUAGUUUGGUAAAAGUUGUAAAAAAGUUUUGAUGUAAGAGCAUGAAAGCCUCUAGUUUUGAGGGGAAUAUUUUCAUGUCUUAAAUUUAUAUAAUUAUAUUUUAUUUUUCAAAAUCAGAACAUUUAAGAAAAUUUAUCACAUUUAUAUCUUAAUUACCAUUUUUCAUUUAUUUAAAAAAAAAUUAAAUCAAUAUGUUUUUUAAAUUACUCUUUUUCAAGUACAAUACAAACCUUGUGCUAUAGAUCUUUCAGCAAGGUAUUUAUUAUUAUACAUGUUUUUAUCUCUCACAAAGUUGUACAUGUAAUUUAAAACAAAUCUUCCUCAAUUUGUUUCUUCAGUAUAUUUAUGUUUUUAGUUGCUACUUUCAUUAACAAAAAUUAAAUAUUGACUCCAUUAUCAUCUUGGGAUUUAUAUUUAGUGAUGUUCAAUGUCCAAAUUUAGUAAUAUCAAAAUGUACAUUUGCAAUUGUGAUUUAGGUGUAUAUUUCUAGUGUCAAUAACCUCAUUUAUGAUUCGGCAAAGGAUGAUAAUGCCAAAUUGUUUGAUCCUUUAAUAAAAAUUAUGAUUUAUUAUA